AGCCGUCACAAAGGCAUCUGCGCAUGCUCCGUGUGUGCGCAGCGCCGGCGGCCGCAGGGCGAUCAUGGCGGCUCGGUGCGUGAGGCUGGCGCGGUGCAGCCUCUCGGUGUUGGCGCUGACCCUCAGGCCUUCGCCUCGCUUGUUGUGCACAGCUGCAAAACAAAAGAACAAUGGCCAGAGCCUGGAAGAGGACUUGGGUCACUGUGAGCCAAAGGCAGAUCCACCCUCCUCAGACAAGAUCCUCCUGGAGGAGAAAGUCAAGCUGGAAGAGCAGCUGAGAGAGACCAUGGAAAAAUAUAAACGAGCUUUGGCAGAUACUGAGAACCUGCGGCAGAGGAGCCAGAAGCUGGUGGAGGAGGCCAAGUUGUAUGGCAUCCAGGGUUUCUGCAAAGACUUGCUGGAGGUGGCAGACAUCCUGGAGAAGGCAACCCAGAGCGUCCCCAAGGAGGAGGUGAGCGAUGACAACCCUCACCUCAAGAGCCUGUAUGAGGGGCUGGUGAUGACCGAAGUCCAGAUUCAGAAGGUGUUCACAAAGCACGGCUUGCUCAGGCUGGACCCCAUCGGGGCCAAGUUCGAUCCUUACGAACACGAGGCCUUGUUCCACACCCCGGUGGAGGGGAAAGAGCCAGGCACAGUGGCACUGGUUAGCAAAGUGGGCUACAAGCUGCAUGGGCGCACCCUGCGGCCUGCACUGGUUGGGGUGGUGAAGGAAGGUUAGCUGCCUCCCACCGAGCUCUGGACUUUUUAGGUCACUUGCUAGAACUCUUGAAAGGCAGGCUUAGAUUUUCUCAUCUGUGAAUACAUUCGACCUUUGCCCAGCCUUGUUGGAAAUCUUAAGCUAAGCAGAACGUGAAGCCGCUUACACACUGUGUGGAGGAACUCUGUGUGGAGGAACUUGGGGAAACUGGUAACCUGUCUCAUAGCUCCACCUACUCCAAAAGGGAACCAGUAGAGCCUCUGGAGUAGCAUAACUGACACUGUCCAACCUGGUGAUUGUAAAGUACUUUACAUAAAUAAAAGGUCUUUGGAAAUUA
Molecule: messenger RNA, 1034 nt
Organism: Nannospalax galili (Upper Galilee mountains blind mole rat)
Lineage: Eukaryota; Metazoa; Chordata; Mammalia; Rodentia; Spalacidae
Gene: Grpel1
Product: GrpE like 1, mitochondrial
Exons: 4
Coding region: 65-718 (217 amino acids)
Biological process (GO): protein import into mitochondrial matrix; protein folding
Cellular component (GO): PAM complex, Tim23 associated import motor
Molecular function (GO): protein homodimerization activity; protein-folding chaperone binding; adenyl-nucleotide exchange factor activity
Source: RefSeq, a predicted model, not a curated record